AUGAAAUCGGGUGGGUUAGUUCAUCAGUCAAAUCGAGUGGGCAUUCAAGCCGAGUGGAGAAUGAAGCGUGCCGUCUAUGACGAUGUGGUGAGUUUCAUCCAAGCUCAACGCUGGCACUUUGACAAUUGUUUGUUGGCCUUGGAAAAGGCCUUUCCUCAAGAGCAUCCUCGCACCUUGCGCAGCAUCUUAGGCCAAGAGUACCAAAAGGUCAUCAAGAAGCGCUUCCCCGUGUACAACACACCCAGCAAGAAGGCUGAAAUCUAUCGUGACUAUCAGAAUCUCGCCCAAAAGAGGUCAGAAGCCGAUCCCAUCGGAAAACUGUCUUCCAAAUUACAUUUCUCGCAAUUCCUCACCGCCCGAAUCAUCCUUGAAGAGCACAUUAGAGCCCAGCCCCAUCUCUAUUUGGACGAGGGUGCGACCGUCACGAAAUACUUGGUCAAUCAGUUGGCCAAGAACCCGAACCUGGUGCUCGACCCCGAGCUCGCUACCCACAUCAAGUGGUGCAUUCACGCCGAUCCUUUGUACGGACCCGUGGUUGAGGGCAUCAAGCAAGCCGUGGGUAUCGAGCACGAAAUUCGAUUACAACGAGAACUCCGUCAACUGGACAUUGACUUUGAGGACGAGAAUUACUUCCGAAAAGUGGGUUGCGACAAGACUCCGGAUGUGAAGCUCGUCGUCCCGUUCAGUGUGGGUCCUAACAUUGUGAAUUGGGUCGAGAGCAAGGCCUUGUUUGGCGAUCACGAAAGCCAUGCCACCUACAUGAAGAACCAGCUUUACAGCUAUUGGAACCGUUUCGGACCUGGAAUGGUCAUCUACUGGUUCGGAUUCGUCGACGAUUUGAACACGAAGAAGCAUCAAGGGAUCUUGGUGUGCGAUAAUCUCCCAUUGAAGAGCAUCUCGCAGCUGGAACUGGAAUUCAAGUGGGACGUGGAUGCUUGGUUGGAGCAAGAAGAGCGCGAGCAAGCCGAUUCCGAAUUGGUCAUUACCGAAAGACUCCACCAACUCCAAGUGUGACUAAACCGUGUUUGAACGCCCAUCCCCCUGAUUAAAGACAAAAUGGCCAGUCAACUGAAUCGAUGUGUCAGUGAGGGUGACAAGUCCACGCUAAAGAUUGCCGUGGUGUGCUCUAGUAAUAUGAACCGAUCCAUGGAAGCACAUGGCUUCCUCCAGAAGAAAGGGUUCAAUGUCAUGUCCUUCGGCACGGGGGACAAGGUCAAAUUGCCCGGCCCAGCCAUGGAUCGACCCAACGUGUACGAUUUUGGCGUGUCCUACGAUGAGAUCCAUUCGGAUCUAGUGCGAAAAGACAAAACACUGUACACUCAAAACGGCAUUCUCCACAUGCUGGAUCGCAAUCGGCGGAUCAAACGAGGCCCACAGCGAUUGCAAGAGGCCAAGGACAGAUUCGACCUAAUUAUCACGGCCGAGGAGCGCGUGUACGAUCAAGCCCUCGAUCAUUUCGAGAAUAAGGGCGGUGUCAUCUAUCAGCCCGCCCAUGUCAUCAAUAUCGACAUCCAAGACAAUCACGAAGAGGCUACGAUUGGCGCGUUUCUGUUCUGCGAGCUCGUUCAACUCCUGGCUGAUUCGUCCGACCUGGAUGACGAGAUUGAUGAACUACUCCAAACCUUUGAGGUCAAGGCCAAACGCGCCAUUCUCCAUACAGUGGUCUUUUACUGACAGCCGUAGUGUGUAAUCGCAACGAAUGUUUCUUGAAUUAACGAAAAAUGAACAAUGUAUUGUCAACCAAACCCAA
Tigriopus californicus is the source of this 1750-nucleotide messenger RNA. RefSeq names its product CDAN1-interacting nuclease 1-like. The coding region runs from base 1 to 1014 and encodes 337 amino acids. The transcript has a single exon. The record is from RefSeq and is a predicted model, not a curated record. Lineage: Eukaryota; Metazoa; Arthropoda; Copepoda; Harpacticoida; Harpacticidae.